Messenger RNA from Penicillium robsamsonii, 1638 nucleotides. RefSeq names its product putative amino acid permease. Gene Ontology annotation, biological process: transmembrane transport. The coding region runs from base 1 to 1638 and encodes 545 amino acids. The record is from RefSeq and is a predicted model, not a curated record. Gene Ontology annotation, cellular component: membrane. Gene Ontology annotation, molecular function: transmembrane transporter activity. NCBI's taxonomy places the organism in Eukaryota, Fungi, Ascomycota, Eurotiomycetes, Eurotiales, Aspergillaceae. The transcript is spliced from 10 exons.
AUGACCUCAAAACACCCUGACGCCGGUCCCACCGACCUCCUCACCAAUGAAGGUGGUAAUCGAGCUGAGCGCAAGGACCAGGAUGAUGCCGCCUUACUGCGGACAAUGGGCUAUAAGCCGGUUCUUCAUCGGACUUACAAUUUGUUCGAGAAUUUUGCGACCACAUUCGCUGCUCUUUACUUUGUUGGUGGUGUUCGCGUUACUUUCAGUACUGGUAUCGCCGCCGGUGGAAACCUAGCCUAUUGGACUAGUUACCUAAUAACCAUGGUGUUCACCUUCAUCACUGCUGCUGUUAUUGCCGAAGUUUGUUCGGCUUCUCCGUCCGCCGGGUCGAUCUAUUUAUGGGCCGCCGAAGCUGGUGGGCCUAGAUUUGGCCGGCUCCUUGGCUUUAUCGUCGCUUGGUGGAGUACGACGGCUUGGACGACCUUCUGUGCAAGCAAUACCCAGGCUGCGACGAACUAUAUGCUUUCGGAAAUAACUGUAUUUAACCUCGACUUCCCCUCAGACACAAGCAGUGUCAAAUUCCGCUCGGUCCAGUGGAUCUGCACUGAGGUUUUGCUUGCUCUGGCUGCGCUGUUGAACUUUUUGCCUCCUCGAUACUUCAGAUAUGUCUUCUGGUGGUCCUCCGCAAUCGUGAUGCUCGACUUUGUACUGAACCUUAUCUGGCUGCCCAUUGGCACCGCUCAAACCUGGGGAUUCCGUACCACCCACGAGGCCUUCAUGACCACGUACAACGGUACCGGAGCCCCGGCUGGCUGGAACUGGUGUCUUUCGUAUCUUGCUACCGCUGGUAUUCUGAUUGGAUUCGAUGCCUCGGGUCACGUUGCGGAAGAAACCAAGAAUGCCUCCGUCACAGCUGCUCGUGGUAUCUUCUGGAGUACCGUUGCCAGUGGGUUCGGUGGUUUGGCUACGAUUAUUCUCUUCUUGUUCUGCGCGCCUGAUACCGACACACUAAUGAGCUUCGGCUCCCCCCAACCCUUUGUGCCUCUUUAUGCUGUUGUUCUAGGCAAGCGUGCCCAUAUCUUCAUGAACAUCAUUUGCAUUUUCGCUUUAUGGCUGAACACCGCAAUUGCCAUCAUCGCUGCCUCUCGCCUUGUCUUUGCCGUUGCCCGUGAUGGUGUGCUCCCCUUCUCAGGUUGGGUCUCUCGUGUAAAGAACGGCCAGCCACGGAACGCAGUUAUUGUUGUCUGGGCUGUCGCCGCCCUGGUCACUUGCACCCUUCUUCCGUCCGCCACGGCUUUUACUUCUCUCGUCUCGGCAGCCGGUGUCCCCAGCGCUGCUGCUUACGGUCUGAUCUGUUUAGGUCGACUGGUAUGCACCCCAAAACGGUUCCCAAAGCCGCAGUGGAGUCUCGGUCGCUGGAGUAAGCCGUUCCAGUUUAUUGGUGUCUUCUGGAACGGCUGGGUUGUUGCUGUCCUGUUCUCGCCCUACGUGUUCCCAGUCACUGGCGAGAACUUGAAUUAUGCCCCCAUUAUCAUGGCUGGAGUCACCAUCUUGGCAUUGGUCUCCUACUUCAUGAUGCCUGAGAGUGCCUGGCUUCCUCGAGAACGCAUCAGUCACUUCAUUGAUAGCAAGGGCGCUACUGAGACUGUGGAAGAAGUUGACUCGAAUGACCACGGUGAAUCGAGCACUCAAUGA